AUGACAAUCAUAGAACGCUUCCACAAUGUUCGGUCAUCAGAUCAUUUCGUUUUAGUGGCAAUGUGUUUUGCUAUUUUCACUGAUACUUUUAUCUAUGGAAUGUGGACAGCCAUACUUCUCGCAGCUUAUGGCGCUGCACUAUUGAUAGGAUCCCCUAUAAUUGGCUUCGUGAGUGAUCGCAUCCAUUCACGGAGAUCUCCUCUGCUCUUUGGGUAUCUGACGAUCGCCGCCUCAACUUCUAUAUUUAUGUUUGGACAUUCAGUUUCCGUUUUUAUCCUUGCAAGGGUAUGUCAAGGGCUCUCGGGUGCAGUAAUUGGGGUUCUUGGUCUCGCUAUGAUUGCAGACAGAGCUCAUUCAGAGACUUUGGGAGAGUUCAUGGCAUACGGAUCUCUUUCGUUCACGUGGGGAAUGCUAACAGGACCUGUUUUUGGUGGACUGUUGUUCGAUCACUUUGGCAUUGCCGGUGCAUUUGGGCUCCCGAUAGCAAUGUUGGCCAUCGAUAUUAUCCUUCGGGUAUUGAUGAUCGAAAAACGCAGCGCGAUCGUGGAGAGUCCACGGCAAACAGAAGCUUCAAUUAUAUCAGAGGCAGGGGAAGAAAGCCCCUUGCUUGGAUCUCGGGCGCAUUCUUGUGCACCCUCUCUCGCUUUCCGACACUUUUUUGAUACUCGCCUUAUGAUAGCCAUUCUUGUCGAGGUUACGAUCUCCUCCAUUUUUUCGGCAUUUGAGGCAACUUUGCCUUUGUUUACCAUAGAAACCUACCAAUGGGCUCCGACGAAUGCAGGACUCGUGUUUCUAGGAUUGACCCUCCCUAGCUUCUUCAGCAUACCUCUGGCCAAAUACACCAGAAAUCGCGGAUGGGAUCGCCGAAAAAUCGUCGCCACCGAGCUUAUAUUUUCUUCGCUUCCUAUGGCAGGCCUCAAAUGGGCGGAAGGAAAUACACUACAGCAUCAAAUCCUGUUCAUUUCACUGGUAUCCUUCGUGGGUCUGUUCAUGACUACCUCCCAGGCACAAACCAUGGCUGAAGUGUCGGAUUCAGUUCGACAAAUUGAGGCAAAGCAUGGAGUUGAUACCACCAAGAGUAGCGGGAUGGGCACUGGAUUUGCCUUCUGCAAUAUGGCCAUCGCGAUGGGCCAAUUUAUCGGGCCUCUGAUUGCUGGUGCAACCAAGUCCGAGCUUGGAUGGAGUGCUAUGACCCUGAUUUUGGGGACAUUUUCAUGCGGUGUCGGGCUUUUCUCAUUGAUUGUUAAUUAUUAA
Molecule: messenger RNA, 1254 nt
Organism: Penicillium soppii
Lineage: Eukaryota; Fungi; Ascomycota; Eurotiomycetes; Eurotiales; Aspergillaceae
Product: MFS transporter
Exons: 5
Coding region: 1-1254 (417 amino acids)
Biological process (GO): transmembrane transport
Molecular function (GO): transmembrane transporter activity
Source: RefSeq, a predicted model, not a curated record